Molecule: messenger RNA, 1805 nt
Organism: Closterium sp. NIES-67
Lineage: Eukaryota; Viridiplantae; Streptophyta; Zygnematophyceae; Desmidiales; Closteriaceae
Source: the annotation of a GenBank genome assembly
AGGGAGUUAGUAGUUCAGCACCAGUUCCACGAGUAGACAAUAUUGAACAUUCAUUCAGCACUGACGUUGCAUAAUUGUUACCACAGCAGUACUCGCUACUAGUCGCAAUGGCCAGAGCCGCGCUUCUCGCGCUCUCCUUUGCGCUGCUGGUGGUGGUCGCCAGCGCCGGGAGCGCCAUCACGAGCACGACGACGAAUGCCAAGCCCGACCCCACGAGCAAGAAGGACGACGGGCUCAUGACCGAAAUCCCGGCGGCCAUCGCGAAGGCGGCAGCAGCGGGCGACGCGGCCGGUGUGACGUACGUAGACACGUCGCAGGAUACUUUCUUCAUGGCGGACGUGAAAAAGGCCGGGUGGAACGCGCAGAAGUGCCCCCCCGGUUUGAACAAGGAGCUGGCGGGCGCGUGCACGCCCAAGAACUGCUCCAAGGGCGGCAUCGCGGCCAAGUGGAAGACGGCGUACCUGCAGAAGAACAAGCUCGGGUACGAGCUGUACGUGCCGGGCAACCCGCUGACGGUGCUCAAGGCGAACCCCGCGUCGUGCUGCAACACGUGCGCGUCGACGCCGCUGUGCACGUACUGGCAGUACAUCCCCGACAUCACGAUCGACGGCAAGAAGGGCAAGGGCGCGUGCUACCUGAUCCACGACCAGAUCGACUUCACGUGCGGCGAGAUGACGGCGCAGUACAACACGGAGACGAAGCCCGUGCCGCUGCAGGUGCGCAUCGGCGGCGAGUGCAACCCCGCCGCGAAGAUCCUUAACGACCCGCACCUGGUGGGCGCGCACGGCACGCACUUUGACUUCAACGGGCGCCCCGACAAGGCGUUCUGCCUGCUGACGGACCGCAACCUGCACGUGAACAUGCUGCUGCGCGGGUACUACGACGAGCGCACGGACAACGCGGCGCUGGUGGUGGACGGCAAGGCCGUGCACACGUGGAUCAAGGAGCUCGGCAUCGUGUGGACCGCCGGAGCCGUGGACCACAAGAUCCGGUUAGCGGCGCGCAGCGGCAAGCAGCAGGAGCGCGGUGCGGGGUUCAUGAGGAGCAUCGAGAUUGACGGCGAGGAGAUCCCGCGUAUGCAGGUGGGCGACACGGUGACGAGCGCGGGCGGGCUGACGAUCCAGUUCCGCGCGCUGGAGAAGGAGGGGCCGUUCGACGUGGACUACUACCUGCUCUCCAUCGACGGCCUCAUCUCCCUCGACCUCCGCCUGCGCGUCGCGCACCCCAAGCUGCAGAUGCCCAGCGACGCGGAGGCGCACAUCAACGUGGGGAUCGCGGAGCUGGAGCACACGGACGACAUCCACGGCGUGCUCGGGCAGACGUACCGCGACGACCACGCGCAGCGCGCCGCCGACUUCCAGAAGCUGAUCGCGAGCCUGCACCGCCCGAUCUCGGCCGACGGCGCGGAGGGCCAGGGCUUCCUGGACGGCACGCCGCGGUCGUACGAGGCGAGCGACGUGCUCGCCGUGGACUGCGCGUACACCGCGUAUGGGCGCGCCCGGCAGGUGAUGCCCGUACAGCAGUUCCCGUAAAGAGCCGACUCGGUAGAAGGGUCAGAAUUGUAUUGUACAGUGGGCUGAUUGCUAGCUUCGGUGGGCUGAUUGUUAGGUUUCGUUCGGUGGGCUGAAUCCAUGUGGGCUGAAUGGUAGAUCCUCGGUGCUAAGCCUCAUCGCUGUAUUAUCAUCUGCCAUAAUGUGAGUUUCCUAUUCAUUCGUUUGCUACUUCUCUCGAACCUUGAAUACGGGGUUCUGGUCUGACAGAAUCUUGCUAUGGUUGUGUAUGCUUUCAAGCCUUUGCCUUGUACA